Molecule: messenger RNA, 1215 nt
Organism: Dichotomopilus funicola
Lineage: Eukaryota; Fungi; Ascomycota; Sordariomycetes; Sordariales; Chaetomiaceae
Exons: 4
Coding region: 1-1215 (404 amino acids)
Source: RefSeq, a predicted model, not a curated record
AUGAAAAAGACAUUGCUGCUUUGUUUCAUCCACGGUUUCAAGGGUGAUGAGACCACCUUUGGCAAAAACUAUGCCUUCGUCGAGCACUUUCGCAGGCUCGUCGCAGGCGCUCUGCCCAAGCUGAACGUCCGGGCCACCGUCUACCCGACAUUCGAAACCCGUGGCGACUUGGGCGAAUGUGUCACUCGAUUCAAUGACUGGCUCCUCAACAAGGUCAUCGACCUCGAAGUAGCCGCCGGCACCCCUUCCCCCACCAUCGAGCCAUCCGUCCGCGUCGUGCUCGUCGGCCAUUCCAUGGGCGGCAUCGUCGCCGCGGAGACGGCCAUCAGGAUCUCUUCAGAGAAGCCCGUCCACAACUCAGUCGACGAGGACAGCCCCGCCAAGGCGGCCACCGCCAUGCCACCAGCCCCCAACGCGCUCAUGUUCCCCUACAUCCAGGGCGUGCUCGCCUUCGACACACCCUUCCUAGGAAUCUCCCCCGGUGUCGUCGCCCACGGCGCCGAGUCUCACUACGCCACCGCGUCGGCGGCCAUCGCCCAACUCAGCGGCCUUACUAGUUUAUGGGGUGCUGGGACGAAGGCGGCUAACCCGAAUGACAACGCCAAGGCCAAACCUGCGGGCGCAUUGCCACCCGCCUCGGAUCAAAGCCGAGACAAGCCAAAGGACGACAAAGCGGGAACAGCCUCGACAACCAGCAGCGGCUGGGGUCGAUGGGGCACGAUCGCAAUGGCUGCCGGUGCUGUAGGCGCGGUAGCCGCAGGCGGAGCAGCGGCUUACCUCAACCGCGAGCAGAUUUCACAGGGCCUUGGGUGGGCGACAUCACACCUGGAGUUCGUGGGGUGCCUGGCGCGCAAGGAGGAGCUCAAGAGGCGGGUUGCCUACAUGCUUCGGCUCCAGAAGGAGGUCGGCGUUGGGUUCGGGAACCUGUACACGCGGUUGGGGAAAGCGGCCGGGUCGAAGCAGGUCAGUAUGGCGGGCACGGUGCUGGGCAGCGACAGGACGUUUUGCGUGGUGCCACAGCGCGAUCGGGCAGGGGACUGGCGGCAGGCGGUGAACGACCAGGCGACAGAUGAAAUCGGGGCGCACAUCUCUAUGUUCCAACCGAAGGAUAACCCGGGGUUUGAGAGGUUGGCCAAUGAGGCCCGGGAUAUGGUUGCGGGCUGGCUCCGUAAUGACUGGUACGAGAGCAGCGCAGGAGAGGCCGUUCGACCAUGA